AUUUAUGGGACUUUUCUUGUAGUUAUCGCUUUGGGUAGACAUUGUUAUUGUCCGUUGCACAUAAUUCCGCAUACAAUGUUAAUAGCGAAAAGAAUAAUUUUCCUUUCUUCUUUUUUGUGAAUUAAGUGAAAUUGUGGAUACAUGUAGAUAUUUUAUAGCUUUUAUUUUUAUAUAAGAUAUUUGCAAAACUCAAUAUUAUUUGAAUUGGAGAGCAAUGUAAUAAUGAAUGCUGUAUAAAUAUUUCAGCAAUAAAUGUUGAGUAUUGGACCUGUGUAUUUGUGAACUACCAAGUAAAUCCCAUAUUGCACUAUCAAAGUGAAAUAGCAAAAAAAAAUAGUCGGAUAAUGUAAAAUUGAUUUUCCAAAAUAAAAAUAAACGAAGAAAACAAUUCGAAACCUUUCCAUUCCAUACCGCUGCGUAAUUAUUUUAGACAAAUAUAUUACAGUAAAUAUAAUUUUCAAUUUCAAUGAAUAUCGUCGGAGAUUAUGAAUUUAGUUCGAAGGAUAUGCUUGGGCACGGUGCUUUUGCCGUGGUCUAUAAAGGACGUCAUCGAAAGAAACAUUUCCCUGUGGCUAUAAAGUGCAUUACUAAAAAGGGUUUGAUAAAAACUCAGAAUUUGCUGGGGAAAGAAAUUAAAAUUUUAAAAGAAUUGACAGAACUGCAUCAUGAGAACGUCGUUGCAUUAUUGGAUUGUAAGGAAUCGCAAGAUUGUGUCAAUUUGGUUAUGGAGUACUGCAACGGCGGUGACUUAGCAGAUUACCUUACUGUGAAGGGUACUUUAAGUGAAGAUACGGUCAGACUCUUUCUUAUUCAACUGGCGGGUGCCAUGAAAGCACUUUAUACCAAAGGAAUUGUGCACCGUGAUCUCAAACCACAAAAUAUUUUGUUAUCGCACAAUUUCGGUAAAACGUUGCCUGCACCAUCAAAAAUUACCCUGAAAAUAGCGGAUUUUGGAUUUGCACGUUUUUUGAACGAUGGUGUUAUGGCGGCCACCCUUUGUGGGUCACCAAUGUAUAUGGCACCUGAAGUUAUAAUGUCCUUGCAAUAUGAUGCUAAAGCUGAUCUCUGGUCUUUAGGCACAAUUGUGUACCAAUGUUUGACUGGCAAAGCACCUUUCUUCGCACAAACCCCUAAUGAGCUGAAAGGCUAUUACGAAAAAAAUGCCAACUUAGCACCAAAAAUCCCAAGUGGAGUUUCACCCGACUUGCGAGAUCUGCUGUUAUGUUUGCUCCGCCGUAAUGCUAAGGACAGAAUUUCGUUUGAAAGCUUUUUUAAUCAUAGUUUCUUACAAGGGAAAAGAAAUAUAUCAGCUUCCCCUACUGAUGUACCCCCGCAAAUGAGUUUAGAUACGACGCCGCCAUUGAAAGCGAAAAGUGCUCAGCACCAACUUGCCCACCCGCACCACACUGGAGAUGUCGAGGUUGAGGCUGCUGCAGUCCAACAUGAUGAUGAUGCAGUUUCAAUUAUGGAAAAUCCAGCUAUUUGCGCAACCAUUACGAACGUUGGUGUGCUUUGUGACAGUGAAAACAACAGUGUUUCAUCAGGGUCGCCCGAGGAUUCCGAUGAUUUUGUAUUGGUUCCUAAUAAUCUUCCAGAAGAUCCGAACGUCAUUGAAUAUGAGAAAAAGUACGAAACACGUACAUAUGGUAAAUUAAAUGAGCCUAAACGUUACUUUCUCCCUCAUAUCAGGCACACAGCCCCAUGUCAAGCUACACAAACUACAAAACAGUCAAGUCCUUUACGGCCAAGUAGUCUACCAAUUUCCGAACCAAAGCCUGUACCCGCGCCGGUCCGUCGAUUUUCGACAAAUGUUGGUGAUACUGGAGCUGGAGUAAAUAUUUCGCCAGUUGGAGCUACUAAUGCCGUUAGUGAAAAAACUCAACACUCGAAUGUUUGUAAUGAGAUUGUUGUUGCUACAUCGCCGAAACAUCCUGGUAUUGUCACACAAUUUCCACGAUCGCAGCCUAUAAGUGUAAGGCAACGCGCCGAACAUCGAAAGACUAGCGUCAGUAGCGAUAUUAAUUCCAUUUCACCGCCAGCGGUUCAGUUCGCCAUAGGUACACCGCCCGUGCGUCGUCGUUCCGCUUCUGGUAGUUCACUAUCGGAAACACCACCACCAAGUGCACCUUGUACUUGGCAAGUAAGUCCCGGUGCCCAGACUCAGUCUCCUCUACGGCGUUCAGGUCAUAGUUCCCCGGUUCUUCCAUCUGCAUUGGCUAAAUUACCGACAUUAGGUAGCCCGACAUUAAUUGUAGGACCAGGUUCCGUUGGUUCGCUUGGGUCUGGAUCUGGUGGGUCGGAAAACAAUAAUCAGCAUCCCGUAUUGGGUCCGCGUGCAUUUACUCUGCCAGAGCUGGGUGCCACAGGAGGCUUGCAAAGUUUAUUGGAUACGACCAGUAAUCGCCCGACUGGUGCAGAGGGUCAUCAACUUCAUACGUUCCAUGCACCUGAACUUUCAGAGGAGACGCUUAUGGAUCGUGAACAUAAUGAGACACUUUCCAAGUUGAAUUUCGUUUUGGCUCUUACUGAUUGUAUACAAGAAGUAGCGGAUUCCCGUUGUGCGCCUCUUUCGGCGUUAAUGCCUGUGGUUGCAACAUCAAAUGAUCUACAGUCUAUACCACCUCAUGCUCCAGAGCAUUGCAAACGUGCUGAGCGGUUGGUGUUAUUAGUACGUGCUUUACAACUCCUCUCGAGUGGCUUAAACUUAGCAUCUCAACAGCUCCGUAGUGGAAAUCUAAAGCCAUCUUCAAAUGUUAAGAAUGCAUUGUUGACAAUGAAUUCCAAAUAUCGUACAAUCCUAUAUGAGUCAAAAAAAUUGAAUGUUUCCGGUUUAUUGCAAAAAGCUAAUGACUUCAACAUUACAGCAGACAAAAUCCUUUAUGAUUAUGCUUUAGAUAUGUGUCAGGCAGCUGCUUUGGAUGAAUUGCUGAGUAACACAAAAAAUUGCUUUGAACGCUACAAUACGGCGCACAUACUUCUGCAUUCAUUGGUUCAAAAAUGCAAUCAUCCCCAGGAUAAAAUGUUAUUGAAUAAAUACCGUGAUGCAGUAGAGAAGCGCCUAAGUAUCUUGCAGCAAAGGGGCUACAUUUAUAUGACUGAUGAGAACUCUUAAGUUGGAUGAAAUUGGAAAUUUUUUUUACGACAAAAUCAGUAAAAUUUCCGCUAUUUCAGUCGCUUGAAUACAUAUUUAAGUAAAUAAUAUUUGAUUUAU
Messenger RNA from Ceratitis capitata (Mediterranean fruit fly), 3211 nucleotides. It is a transcript of the gene Atg1, whose product is annotated as serine/threonine-protein kinase ULK2. Gene Ontology annotation, cellular component: cytoplasm; autophagosome. Lineage: Eukaryota; Metazoa; Arthropoda; Insecta; Diptera; Tephritidae. Gene Ontology annotation, molecular function: ATP binding; protein serine/threonine kinase activity. The transcript is spliced from 12 exons. Bases 467 to 3112 code for a protein of 881 amino acids. Gene Ontology annotation, biological process: axon extension; positive regulation of autophagy; protein autophosphorylation. The record is from RefSeq and is a predicted model, not a curated record.